Molecule: messenger RNA, 2425 nt
Organism: Gopherus evgoodei (Goodes thornscrub tortoise)
Lineage: Eukaryota; Metazoa; Chordata; Testudines; Testudinidae
Gene: CERS5
Product: ceramide synthase 5
Exons: 11
Coding region: 11-1297 (428 amino acids)
Biological process (GO): ceramide biosynthetic process
Cellular component (GO): membrane
Molecular function (GO): sphingosine N-acyltransferase activity; DNA binding
Source: RefSeq, a predicted model, not a curated record
GAGGCGGAAGAUGGCGGCGGCCGCGGCGGCGCUGCUCUCGGCCUGGUUCUGGAACGAGCGGUUCUGGCUGCCGCGCAACGUCACCUGGGCGGACCUGGCGCGGGAGCCGGGCGCGGGGGGCGGCAGCGGCGCCCAGUACCCGCAGGCCGGGCACGUCCUCUCCGCCUUCCCGCUCGCGCUGGUCAUCUUCGCCGUCAGGCUGCUGUUCGAGAGGUUUAUUGCCAAACCAUGUGCCAUAAAGCUUGGCAUUCAAGACAAUGGACCUCACAGAGUUCAGUCCAAUGCAAUUCUAGAGAAAGUGUUUACAUCCAUCACUAAGUAUCCAGAUGGAAGAAGGUUAGAAGGUUUGUCAAAGCAGCUAGACUGGGAUGUUCGAAAGAUCCAGCGCUGGUUUCGUCAUCGUAGGAACCAGGACAAACCCACCAUCCUCACUAAGUUUUGUGAGAGCAUGUGGAGGUUUACGUUUUAUUUAAGUAUAUUUUCUUAUGGACUCAAAUUUAUCUGGUCGUCACCAUGGUUUUGGGACACGCGACAAUGCUGGUACAACUACCCUUUUCAACCCCUAACAUCCAGUCUUUACUAUUAUUAUAUCAUGGAGCUGGCCUUCUAUUGGUCUCUCAUGUUUUCUCAGUUUACAGACAUUAAACGAAAGGGCUCAAGCCUGAACACAGCUAUUUAUAGUGCCACACCUCAAGUCUCCUCUGUGAUCAUUUGGCUGCCAAAGAUCCCUCACAUUCAUCUUCCCCUUUCAGGAUUCCUGAUCAUGUUUGUCCAUCACUUGGCUACAAUUGGACUCAUUACGUUUUCCUAUAUGAAUAACAUGGUGCGGGUUGGAACUCUGGUGCUAUGUCUACAUGAUGCCUCAGACUUCCUCUUAGAGGCUGCAAAGCUGGCCAAUUAUGCUAAGUACCAGCGCCUGUGUGAUGCCACCUUCAUGCUCUUUGGUGUUGUGUUCAUAGUCACUCGACUGGGUAUUUACCCUUUCUGGAUCUUGAAUACGACCUUGUUUGAGAGCUGGGAGCUAAUUGGCCCUUAUCCUUCAUGGUGGUUGUUCAAUGGAUUGUUGGUAACCCUGCAGGUUCUGCACAUCAUCUGGUCCUGUCUCAUCAUUCGCAUUGCCUACAAGGCCCUGAUGCGAGGAAAGGUAUCAAAAGAUGAUCGCAGUGAUGUAGAGAGCAGCUCUGAAGAGGAGGACAUGACUUCAAAUAGUACAAAAGGAAUCUUCAGCACUUCAAGCAAUGGUGCCAAUCGGAUUAAUGGUCAUGUGGCUAGUGCCCAAUGGGCAGAAGAGGAGUAAGGCCAGAGGAGGUCUCCAGCAAACACAGACUUGUCUCUAAAUAUCUAGAUGUGUUGCACUCCACAUUUCUAGGUGAUCUUUAAUCAAGAUACCCCUACCCUCAAAAAACAUCCAUCAAAUUGGAGAUGGGCACAAUCCAGACCAGUCUAAAGUUUCACACCACAGAAGGGACUGAGCCAAUUACUAGUGCAAAAACAAAGAUGCAAAUUUCACUUUUUAAAGAAAAUAUGCCAUUUUGUAUUUGUCUCCUAGUCCCAUCUCUCAUAUUAUUUGCAGAAGUAUUGUGUGUAUGUGAGACAAACUGGUUUUUACUAAGAUCAACUCAAGCUUGAUGGGAUGGACGUUGACUGUGGACUGGUUACGGUACCAUUCCAAAAAUGUUUCUUGACCCAGUGCAAGUUCAGUAUGUUUUCUGAUGCACUCCAGGAUCCAUUUAGAUUGUGUGGUCUAGUAUCACUCAGAUACGUCAUGCUGUAAGCUGCCCAGGCUGUAGCACAGACGUUUUUUUUUAAAUCAUUUCUAAAUUAUCAGUCUGCUGUGACCAUGUUACAGCCAUGCAUUGAAUCAGAUUGUGAUGGACAAAGCAUGUUUUAACUUGCCAUUUGGAUGCUAUGUGCUAAAGAAAUGAUAGUUUAUAAUCUGUGCUGUUAGGAUGGACCAAGUGGUAUUUGCUGCCUAUUGUGGUUCUGAAUGCCAUCCAAAGUCUUUAAAAUGUUGCACUCCUGACCCUAAUGUAGAAAAACUAUCACAGCACAUGCAUAUCUGCAACUCAUGUGAACUUAGUCUUUUACAGGAGUUAUGGGAUGUGGUUGGUUAUAUUUAUAAGACAGGACAUAGCCAAAGAUGAAGCAAUGCUGGUGGGUUAUAUUAACUUUCCACACAGGCAGAGGUUGCGCCCCUACCUGUGUGUUUUUUAGACAGAAGUGAGCACUGCUGCAGCUGCCUUUCCGCCUACUGACUUUUGGAAAUCAGGACAGCAGAGGCUUUCACUUCUUUCUUUACUCAAUGGUACUUCAGGGGCAUGGAAGACACUGUGUGUCAUAAUCAUGUGCAGGACUCAGAAAAUUUCUUGAGUCAUUUUAUACAAUUGUUUUACUCUUAUCUCUGAUUAAAAAAAGCUUCAGAAAG